Molecule: messenger RNA, 3537 nt
Organism: Girardinichthys multiradiatus
Lineage: Eukaryota; Metazoa; Chordata; Actinopteri; Cyprinodontiformes; Goodeidae
Product: sex comb on midleg-like protein 4
Exons: 8
Coding region: 193-1452 (419 amino acids)
Molecular function (GO): protein binding
Source: RefSeq, a predicted model, not a curated record
UGCACACACACACACAUAUUGUCACUCGCUCACUGUCUGUCAGUGUCUGCUGUACACACACACACACAUAUACAGUAUUACAGUGGAAUCCGCCUUGCUUUCAUAUAGGCUCUCUGCUUUCGGAGGCAGGAAGGAAAGCCUGCAGCACCACUUCGGAGUGUAGGGAUACUCCACUUCUCCACAUCUGUUUGGAUGCUCCAGAUGAGUGUACUUGCUGCAGCGGCACAGAAGUCAGACAGCAGCAACAACGGUGACAUGCAGUCAGCCGCAGUGGCUCCUUCCUUCAUCCCCAGCCAGCCGGGAAAGAUACCGGGCAGGAAGAGGGGGAGGCCCCCCCUCCGCAGCGUGGCUAAGAUGGAUUUCCCAACCCGAUACCCCGAGUUGCUCCCGCCGCUCAAAGUGCCGAAGAAGAGGGGAAGAAAGCCAGGCUUCAAGCUCAAACCCCGGAUGGUGAUGACUCCUUUGGCAAUUUCCCCACCCAGCAGCACGCCUGAGCCUGAUAUGAGCUCUAUCCCUCAGGACGCUGCCACUAUCCCCCAUUCUGCCACAGCCCAGGUGCUAACAGUUUGCAUCUACAUCAACAAGCAGGCCAACACUGGCCCCAACCUGGACAGGAAGAAGAUCCAGCAGCUUCCUGAUCACUUCGGACCAGACAGACCCUCAGUGGUGCUGCAGCAGGCCGUCCAGGGCUGCAUCGACAGCGCCUUCCAGCAAAAAACGGUGUUCACUCUCCUCACGCAAGGCUACGGAGGAGAAAAAAUAUCAGGUGCUGUACCAAGACCUCGACCAGCCACAUUUGAUGGGAAGCAGCAUCUUUUGAGCCUCCCUGUGGUGAACAGCAUCGACUAUGUGCUUCGUUUUCUCAAGAAGCUGUGUCGCAGCCUGCACUGUGAAAACCUCUUCAGUGAUCAGCCCAUUAGCCAGCGCAGCAGUGGAUCCUAUCACUCAGAUGCUGAGACAUCUGUGACUGAGGACUAUCAUGGAGACCAGUCAGAAGCCAAGCGCUAUCCCGUCGACCAUGGUGAUUCUGCUUUUGGCUCCAUAAGCUCCUCCUAUUCGUCAAAGUCCUCCUACGGGUUUCGCUCUUCGCAGCAGUUCUCCAGUGGCUCAGGCUCCAUGAAUAUGUGCAGGCAGCCGGCCUCCAGCCCAAACAUGUUUCCAGAUGGCAACAGAACAGGAGGAUAUAAUGUGUCAACAGAAUCCCAGGAAUCCAAAGCUCCAGCCAAUAAGGACCCAACCACAUGGACUGUGGAAGAUGUUGUUUGGUUCAUCCGAGAUGCAGAUCCCCAGGCUCUGGGCCCUCAUGCAGACAUCUUCAGGAAACACGAGAUAGACGGAAACGCUUUGUUGCUGCUGAAGAGCGACAUGAUCAUGAAGUACCUCGGACUGAAGCUCGGACCGGCCUUGAAGCUGUGCUACCACAUCGACAAACUAAAGCAGACAAAGUUCUGAAAACUGUGCCAAGCUCGGAGUCCGGUAGAACAUUCAAGAAGGUGUCGGUUCUUUGGACGGCAGGUCUGUGAUCCAAUGGGAAAAAAAGUUUCCAUUGUAUUUAGGAUCCCCACAAUAAAGAUCUGUCUCCUUCCUAUACUUUACAUAUUCAAUCUUCUAGAAAUAUGUUUCAUGUAGUUACAUUUCAACAAAAGUUUUACCUUAAUUUUAACAUUAAAUGCUGCCACUUAUGUGAUUUUGGAGUAAGGGGGCGUUUUGGUGGACAUAAACCUGCAUACAGUAACUAAUUUAUGCUGGAAGAGGCUAAAAACCUGAACGUUUGCUGUUAGGAGGGAAAAAGUUAAUUUCAGGUUCUUAAAUGUGUUAGAGACUUAAUCAAUUGUCUGUGGCUGUGAAAUUGUUGAAGAAUCAAACCAACAGAGCAAAUCCAAACAGUUGGACAGCCAAAGAAUCUGAUCAAACAUUUGCAGACAACAACCCCACACACACACAUACACACACACUAUAUUCCCAGGGGCUCACAGACCAGAUGACUCUUUCUGAAACAGUUUGCCAAACAUUUCAUGAUGUCACAUGUGAAUAUCACAAAUUCGUCUCUCUUUCUCUUCCUACCUGAUCUACUUUCACAGAUCUGGACAUACAGUUCCAGUCAGAAGUCACUCAUCAUUGGCAUGGAUGUUAUAUUAAUUUUGGACUUUCAACAUAAAACUUGGGGACAACCUUGUAAUGCCUUCAUUUUCUCUUGGAUUCAAAACUGCUACCUCUAAAAGAAUCCGCAGCACAUUGUUUCCACACUGAAGUGUAAUUUUCCCUUAGAAAGAAGAAUCGGAGUUGAUCAAAAUUAGGAAUCAGUAGGUCCGACCUUCAAAGAAAACCAGUUAUCAGUGUUGCCAGAAGAGCCCAAUUGGUGCAUCUUUAGUAUUUGAACAACUAGGUACAGAUUAUCUUUUUUUAAUAGCUUCAAAAUUUCACAUACAGGCUCAAAUACACUGUUGUCCAUAAAGUUGAAAGAAAAUAUGUUUUACGUCUUCCCGUAAAAGAUUUUUUAUAAUUUGAUUUAUUCUUGACAGAUAAUCGAACCACAAUUAAAAGGAGAAUGUGUCUGAAAACAUUUUCUAACUAUAUGGGCAGCAGUGUGUGUAUCUACACUUCCUCUAAUAUUUAAAUAAAUGUCGCUUAGAAAGUUUCAUCCACCAUCUUUGUAGCCAUAAACAAGAUCCUAAUUUACUUCUAGAUGGCUAUUUGGUUACUGUUUUUAUCAGAAAUGGAAGAGUUAACUUAAAUUGGUUUCUUUACGGGUAUGGACCUGGUUCUGAUGUGGUUGUGGGAUAACAUCCUGUUUUGUCCAGCUAACGUUUGAUUUGUGAUGAAGUUAAAGAAUUUAGGAAAAAUCCUCCUUUUUUUUUUUAUCUGCCCACUUUGUGCAAACAGGGCUACAAUUGGCAAUGCUGCCAUCACUAUGCUUUACAAUUGGUUUAGACUUCUUAGGACUGAAGGCCUCACCGUGACUUCUCUAAACUUUCUUCAUGUCAAGUGGUUUCUAUGGUUAUGUCAGACUUAAACACUAAGAGACAACUGGGUCUUCCAUUCGGACAAUAUUCCUGAAGACCAGGACUGCACACUAUCAAGAAAACAAGUAACUGCUAUAUUAUUGUUAAGUAUUGCGAAGCUAAUAUAAAUUAUGACUAAUCCAUACAUUAAUAACGCUUCCCUUUCUUUUCCUUCAUCACAAUGUCCUUACCACUCUUUCUUAACUUUUGCAUCUAAAUUACUAAAAAUAUGCAAGUGUAAGGUGUGAGGGCAGUGAAUAUCUAUCUAAAAGGCAAACUAUUAUUGGCAUGCACAAUUUGCAUGGAUGGCACUUAAAAUAUAAUAUCCUACCAAUUAUUACAUCCAAGCAAUCAUUGGCGAUUGCAAUAUCGCAUACAUCGAUAUUACAAUGGCAGCUGCUAUUCGAUAUAUGCUACACUGCUCAAAAAAAUAAAGGGAACACUUAAACAACACAAUAUAACUCCAAGUAAAUGAAACUUCUGUGAAAUCAAACUGUCCACUUAGGAAGCAACACUGAUUGACAAUCAAUUUCAC